Molecule: messenger RNA, 1012 nt
Organism: Staurois parvus
Lineage: Eukaryota; Metazoa; Chordata; Amphibia; Anura; Ranidae
Source: the annotation of a GenBank genome assembly
UUGUAAAAGUAAACUUGCAAAUUGAAAUAAUUGUGUUUUUGUUUGUGUUUUCUUUCCUCUUAAAGAAACUAGUGUGCCAUCUGUUUUCCUCAUCUAAACAAAAAAAGAAAUGGAGAAAAUGGAAAUCAUUGCCCAGCUGGGAUGUUCAACUGCUGAAUACUAUGAUAAGCUUUUGAAAAAUAUCAUUUCAUCAUUAAUUUUUUGGAUUAAGAGAAGCUGGUCAGAUGAAAACAAAAAAGAUGUUUCGGAUGAGCAUAUACACACCAUCUCUGUGACUUGCUUAUGUGUUCUUACAUUGCCUGAAGUAGCCCCAUUGCUUGAAGAACUACUUCUUUGUCAUUGGUCUGGGCCAAAAGAGGUGCUUGACAACUACUUCUUGGAAGCUUUAAAUAAUGCCAUGUUGAGGAAGAAGAUUGUGCUAAGUGAAUCAGCAGUACUUAGCCUGUGGCUUCGUCAUUUACCGAGCCUUGAAAAAGCCGUGCUGGAUCUAUUUCAAACAUUAAUUGCCCUCCAAAGCAAAUCAGUGAAAGAAAUGGAACAGAUUAUAACGGAUUCAUUCUUGUUACGAGCUGCUUGUCACCCAUCUAUUUUUAGAGUUACAGAUGAUAUCCUCAGGAAUGCACUACUUGAAAGUGAUGGAAAUGUUAAAGCGAGUACUAUUAUAAGGUUAUUCACGCACUCUUUUAUGAAAGAAUAUGACAAGGAUAAUCUACAGCCAAAGCUUCCACUAAGGGCUUAUUUUCCCAGUGAAAGUCCUGCGCUGGUGUUGGCAUUAUCAAGAAAGUAUCAAGGAUUAUCGUCUGAUGCCUGCAUUCAACACUUGUGUACUGUCGUUAAAACUCUCAGAAGUAUGAACAGGGAAGAGAGGACUGCUGACUGUGUCUUUAAAUCCUGGUAUCUACUAAUCCACUUUGGCGAAUGGGUAGACAUUGCAGCAGAGCAGCUGUUGACAUCAGACUUGGAAGUUUCAGAUGACCUGCUGUGGCUUUUGGCAUUUUACUACAAUCCAUGC